AUACACUCCCUUCCUAUGAUUACGACAACGUCGCCUGCUAACCGCUUGUGUGCUGGACUCACUUACCUUUGCCAUUACUCCGACAAGCGUCGCAUUGGCGUUCCAGCGAGGGAGGGGUUAACAGCUACUUUGUCAUUGACUAUCCCCAAACCUGACCUUUACCCACCCUUCCCUCCUACUCCGCUACUGUGUAAGGAGGCGUCACACGCAGAGGGGAGAAAAAAGAGCAGCCUAUAAUCGUGAAAAAGGCGGUAAACUUUUACAUACGUUCGGUAGAAAUGGGGUCCCUUUUUUCCAGAGCCGUGGAUGAAAACAUGAAGAAACAGCAGGAAUUCAUGAUGAUGAACUCACAGCUUCAGUUGGAAAGACAAAUCCUCAUGCAAAAUCAGAUGCGAGAAAGGCAGAUGGCCAUGCAGAUUGCCUGGAGUCGGGAAUUCCUUAAAUAUUAUGGGACAUUUUUCACCUUGGCAGCUAUCAGCUUAACAGCCGGGGCCAUUAAAAGUAAGAAGCCAGCCUUAUUCGUGCCUAUUGUGCCACUCGGAUUUGUUUUUGCAUACCAGAUGGACAUGGGCUAUGGGACUCUAGUUAGCAGGAUGAAAGGUGAAGCUGAGAACAUUAUUGAAAAGGAAAACAGCUUGUUAGCAUUACCUAGUGGGCUGCCGACAUUUGAGAGCAUUGAAAAGGAAAGAAGAGCUCGGAGAAACUUAUUCAUAGAAAAAUAGAAAA
Molecule: messenger RNA, 726 nt
Organism: Spea bombifrons (plains spadefoot toad)
Lineage: Eukaryota; Metazoa; Chordata; Amphibia; Anura; Pelobatidae
Gene: PLGRKT
Product: plasminogen receptor with a C-terminal lysine
Exons: 5
Coding region: 279-722 (147 amino acids)
Biological process (GO): positive regulation of plasminogen activation
Cellular component (GO): plasma membrane
Source: RefSeq, a predicted model, not a curated record